CUUGUACUGAGUGAGUAUUUUCUCAACCACCACUAUCGACGACAACAACAACAACAACAACAACAACAACAACAACAACAAAUGAGUUAAAAUUCUUAACUUUACUCCAAAAAACUCACACUUCCGAGCUGCAUUUGAAGGCAGCAUUGACAGUGAAAAAUCAGAGCUGUGGAUUUGCACUUGAAGGCAUCAUGUGUUGUUUCUGAAGAGGGACGGAAGAAGUUGAGCGUCUUACAGGAAGAGACUCAUGUCGAGACGUUGUUUAUUGUUUAUUGUUUCUUCUGUUGAUCUUCUGUCUGCUGCCUCAUUAAACUCUGGAGACACUACUGGAAAUAAAAACACCUGGAAAACACCUGAACUUCUGUCUGAGCUGUCUGGAGCAGCCAUGACACAUUAAUGGACACAUUGAAUUUAGCGGGAGCAGCUUGGUAGGUAACAGAGGAGUGAAUGAUGGCCAUCGCCCACGUGGCUACAGAAUACGUGUUCAGUGAUUUCCUGCUGAAGGACCCGAACCAGGCUCGCUACCGCAGCGUCCGCACCGAGCUGGCUGUGGACAAGAUGGUGACCUGUGUGGCCGUGGGCCUCCCCCUCCUCCUCAUCUCUCUGGCCUUCGCUCAGGAGGUCUCAGUAGGGACUCAGAUCAGCUGUUUUGCUCCUGCUAACUUCUCCUGGAGGCAGGCAUAUUAUGUGGACUCGUACUGCUGGGCGUCUGUUCACACACACACUCUGCCUCUGUGGCUGCACAAGUUCUUCCCGUACAUCCUGCUGCUGGUGGCCGUGCUCAUGUACACCCCGGCGUUGUUCUGGAGGUUUUCUGCUGCUCCCCUCCUCCAGUCGGACCUCGGCUUCAUCAUGGAGGAGUUGGACCGCUGCUACAACCGAGCCGUCACGCUGGCCAAACGCCUCGCCACCUCAGGACUGCUCACACCUGACAGCGACCCGACUGAAGGCUGUUUUAACUACCCUCUGGUGGAGAAGUUCCUGAUGACCAAGCGUUGCUCUCGCUCCAUGCUGUUUUACUACCUGCUGUGCCGCGGCCUGACUCUGGUCACGCUGCUGUGCGCCUGCGUCUACCUGGUCUACUACCUCCGCCUCGCCGCCGUCACCGACGAGUUCGGCUGUAAGCUGCGAGCCGGCCUGCUGGCCUCCGACCCCGCUGUUCCUGAGAGGGUUCAGUGUAAACUCAUCGCUGUGGGAGUCUUCUCUCUGCUCAGCCUGGUCAACUUGGUCCUGUUCGUGGCUCUGAUUCCUGCGGUGAUCUAUGCUAGUUUCCGUCCUCUCUUCUGUCACGGAUACGCUCGAUUCUUGGAAACCUACCAAUCGCUGCCCACCGUCAGCGUGCUGCCCACCCCCGGCAGCCAAUGGGACGACCUCUCUCUGUAUCUGCUCUUCUUGGAGGAGAACCUCAGCGAAUUAAAAUCAUACAAAUACAUCAAGGUGUUGGAGUUGUUGAGGAGACGAGGUGAGUGUGCUGGAGAAGACUUUGACUCCAUGGGUCUGCUGCAGACUCUCUGUACGGUGAAGAUGGACACCGUGGAUGCUAAUAAACUCACCUGCGUCACAAGUAAAGUGAAGAGUAAAGCGGCAGACUCGGCCGGCAGCCCCCCACCAGCUGCCACGUCUGGAGCUGCCAAGAACAGCUGCAACCGUCCGAACUCAGCCGCAGAUAACGAAACUGAGAUGAAAGAGUUAGCUCCUUUGCUGUCUGGAGACGUGACGGGCAGAAAAAGCAGCGAAGGAGAAACUCUCCGGCAGAGAUCCUCCUGAUCACAUCUGAAACACCAUCAUCAUCAUCAUCGAAGAUCUUCCUCAUCCUCUGGGAGCUCUCAGCUGGUUUGAACAAACUAAAAAGUGGAGGGAGUGAGGAUUUGGUGUCUUAAGAAUAGACCGUGGAUUUCAGGAAUUAUCAAAUUUGUUGAAGCAUUUUAAGACCCAAAUUCAUUUGACUAAAUGGUUAAAACACUAAAAUGCAAAACAAAGAUGCAGCUAUUAUUAAAUUAUGGGUUACAUGGUUUGUCACUGAGGCCUGCUUGGCUUGGCUUUUUUUAAUAUCUAAAAAUAUAAAAUAUUCUUAAAAACAUUGACAGGAUGUGUCUAUCACAGGCCCACGAUACGAUAUCACAAUACUUACAAUACGAUAUAUUAUUAGGAUUUUAAACAUUCUGCAGUAUGCUGAGUAUCGUGAUAACAACCUGACUUAUUGGUUUCUUUCAACUGCAUGUUAUAUCUUUUUUUAACCGUGAUUCCAAAAAAGACGACCAAGGUUUUUGUUGGGGCUUUACCUAAUAAGAUAAGAACAUUUUCAGUCUGUUCAUCUCUCUUUAACCCUCUGGUCACUCUAAUUUAACCCUUUCAGACCCUUCGGGCUGAAAAUGACACAGAGCAACUUAGUUAUGCAGAAACUGGAAAAUUAGAAAUUAAGAUAGUGUUAAAUAUAAAAUCAAGUCAGCACCAUCUAGUGGACUGAAAUAGCAAUUGAUUUAAUUACUCAACUAACAAAAGGUUUAAUUUACACAAUAAAAUGUCGGUACUAUAGCUACAAUACUGCCACACAAAUUAUCACAAUACAGUUUUAUAUGUUUUUUUCCUCCCGUUCGUAGUGUUUUGUGAGUUUUCUUUUCAUAUUCCUUGUUACUUGACAUGUUGAUCACAUAUCUGACAAGUUUUCUGUGACUAUUUAAAGUGAGAAUGCAGUCAAAGCUUGCUGCCUAAUACAGCAGGAUAUAUUUAGUUUACUUAUUUAGAAGUGUCUUAAAGCUUCACGACACCUUUAAACGACAACUUUAAAUCUAAAAAUGCAGUCGUGUGGUUUUCAUCAAGAUAUACUUAUUUGCACUCGACAUUAUGGGAGAAUAUACUUCUUAUGAGAUUGUCAAACACAUUUCAGGAUAAUAAUAAAGGAAUCAAUUAGGAAUUUAUCAUUAUUCUGUCUAGAAAGUGGUACGACGAGGAAGUUAAAACGUUAAUCUGCACUGCAAAAAAGGUGUUUAAAAACCAGAUAAAACAGUAAAUCUGAGGGAAAUGAUCUUGCUGCAUCGACAGAUAAUUUACCUUGACAAGAUUUCUUAAAUUAAGAUUAUUAAAUCUAGAAGUAAGCAUGUUGAACACUUAAAAUAAGAUAAAUUAUCCAACACUUCUAAAUCUAAAGUUUUAAAGGUAACUAAAGGUACAUUUGUUUGGACAAAUAUAAUGAUAACAAAAAUAGCUGAAAAGAGUUUAAUUUAAAAGCUGAUAUCUGAAUGUUUCCUUAACUAGAUGUAAAAAUGACUUAAAAAAUACACAAAUUGACCCAAAAAAUACAGACGUGAAAAUGACCCAAAAAUGCACGAAGUAACCAAAAAUAAAUGUGAAAUUGACCACUAAAAAGACACAACGAUGAAAUUAACUUAAUUAAUUAAAACAAGAUAAAUUAAAGCUGCCAGCAGCGAUCUGGCCCGAGCAGAGUGACCUGAUGAUUAUUUGUCUUUUUUGGUCAUUUUUAGUCUUUUUUUGUGUCUUUUUGUGUUUUUAUUUCCUUUUUGGUCAUUUUACGUCUUUUUGGUCUUUUUGUGUCUUUUUUUUACAUCUUCUUUUGUUCACAAAAGAAGAUGUAAAAAUCUUCAUCUUCUUUUGUUCACAAAAGAAGAGAUAAAAUUAAAGCUGCCAGCAGCGAUGCACUGGCCCGAGCAGAGUGACCUGAUGAUUAUUUGUUUCUUAACAAGAUUAAAAAAAAACUUCCUAUUUAGAAGUGUUGAAUCAUUUCUCCUGUUUUAAGAGUUAAUUUCUUAUUUUAAGCGUUCAACAUGCUUAUUUCUAGAUUUAAUAAUCUUAAUUUAAUAAAUCAUGUCAAUUGAAAUUAUCUGUCCAUGCAGCAAGAUCAUUUCCCUCAGAUUUACUGUUUUAUCUGGUUUUUAGACUAAACACCUUUUUUUGCAGUGUGUGCUUAUACAUGUCAUCUUUUAGCUCUCUCGUCUAUAUUUUAGAGGAACGCUGUCAGUUUUUGCAGUCAUUGAUGGAUUAUAAACUCGUGGUAUGAAGUUUUGAUUUCACGGUACUUAACGGUGCGUAAUGUUAAACAAAUACAUUAUUUCUCAGUGAGUCAUUCAGCAGGAAACCGCACAUAACAGCUAAUAAAACUCAUAUAAUAUCCAGUUUGGGAGCUUUAGGUUGAAACAGUUUGUCAGUAUAUAUGAUUUUUUUAAUGUUUGGAUGUUUCAACCUGGAAUUAAACUUGCCUUGCUUGUUUGGGAAUCUCAGGGAUAAAAACAUCUCACUACAUUGUUUACAUCAGACUUGUAUUAAUGUAAAUAUUUAUGUACUGCAAGUUUAUCAUAUUGUCAUUAACCUGCUGUGGUAAAAGCUCCUCUCUUGCUGUGUAUUAGUGUUUGUUUAAGGACUUUUAUGCUGUUUAUUUUUUCUUCUUAUGACAGAUAAAUGUUAUUUGGGUCUCAUUUCUGUGCAGUUUGUUAAUGUAAACUGAGGUUGAUGUUUUUUUGUGAUAUGAGAAAACCUUUGGAGUAUUAUAUUUCUGCAGUGACUUUUUGAUGUUUGAAAGAGAUAUAAUGAUGGCUGUUAAUUAUUAAAAUUUCUUUGAAAUAAAUGUA
Centropristis striata (black sea bass) is the source of this 4583-nucleotide messenger RNA. RefSeq names its product pannexin-1-like. The transcript is spliced from 8 exons. The record is from RefSeq and is a predicted model, not a curated record. NCBI's taxonomy places the organism in Eukaryota, Metazoa, Chordata, Actinopteri, Perciformes, Serranidae. The coding region runs from base 448 to 1767 and encodes 439 amino acids. Gene Ontology annotation, molecular function: channel activity. Gene Ontology annotation, biological process: positive regulation of interleukin-1 production; monoatomic cation transport.